Messenger RNA from Caenorhabditis briggsae, 675 nucleotides. The record is from RefSeq and is a predicted model, not a curated record. The coding region runs from base 1 to 675 and encodes 224 amino acids. Gene Ontology annotation, molecular function: nucleic acid binding; rRNA (adenine-N6-)-methyltransferase activity. Gene Ontology annotation, biological process: rRNA methylation. Lineage: Eukaryota; Metazoa; Nematoda; Chromadorea; Rhabditida; Rhabditidae. The transcript has 5 exons.
AUGCCGGACAAAAAAGUUCUAUGGAUGCUCGAUGAGCUCGAAGGUUUCGAGAAGCCUAAAAUCAAAUUGGAGCAGUAUGCCACAUCAUCUGAACUUGCUGUGUCAAUGAUGGAGAUGAUCGAUGAAACCGUUGGAUUAGAUGGAGUCAAGUUAGUAGACAUUGGAUGUGGAUGUGGAAUGUUGAUGACAACAGCAGCAACUUUAUACGAUCUCAAAUCAGUCGUAGGAAUAGAUAUUGAUGAGGAUGCUCUGAAGAUAUGCGCGAAAAAUCUCGAAACCGCCGAUAUUCAGGAAAACUGCGACCUCCUUCAGAUGGACGUUCUCGAUCCAGAAGCAAAAUUACCACAAGGGGAAUUCGAUGUAGCUGUUAUCAAUCCACCGUUUGGGACUAAAAAUAAUGCAGGUAUUGAUAUGAAAUUCGUCAAAAUUGGCAUUGAGCUGGUUCGACCCGGUGGAAGUGUUUUUUCAUUGCACAAAUCAUCCACCAGAAAUUACAUCUUGAAAACAGCAAAUAAAUGGGAAGAUCUCGAAGACGUGGAAGCUUGUGCUCAAAUGCGAUGGAAACUUUCAGCUACAUAUAAAUUUCAUAAAGAAAAAUCAGUGGAUAUUGAUGUGGAUUUGAUUCAUUUCAAGAAAACGAACCCUGAUAAAAAGGAAGAAAAACGUUCGGAAUAA